Messenger RNA from Penicillium chermesinum, 822 nucleotides. RefSeq lists its product as uncharacterized. Gene Ontology annotation, molecular function: RNA polymerase II cis-regulatory region sequence-specific DNA binding; DNA-binding transcription factor activity, RNA polymerase II-specific. Lineage: Eukaryota; Fungi; Ascomycota; Eurotiomycetes; Eurotiales; Aspergillaceae. Gene Ontology annotation, cellular component: chromatin. The transcript is spliced from 4 exons. Gene Ontology annotation, biological process: regulation of transcription by RNA polymerase II. The record is from RefSeq and is a predicted model, not a curated record. Bases 1 to 822 code for a protein of 273 amino acids.
AUGCCCCUGUCACCCUCAUCGUUUACCGGUGAAUACCGGGUGAGCAGAGCGAAGAAAGGAAAGCGGGUGCAUGCCUGUGAGUGGCCUGGCUGUGAGAAGGGCCAGGUCUUCACCAGAGCCGAACACCGAAGGCGGCAUGAGUUGAGUCACAAGGCGAAGAAGAAUUUCAUGUGCGCCCACGAGAGCUGUGCGAAGAGCUUCCAACGCGCCGAGAACCUCGCCCAGCACAUGACUCGACAUGGACCGAAUCUUCCCGUCCAGAUUGCACCUUCUAGACGCACCAAGUCAACAUCCUCCGCUAGGAGUGCACGCAAGAGCGCGCGCACCCAUCCCCAGAGUUCGCCUGUGGUGCCCGGGUACCAGUCGCCCACCUCAGAAACCAGUGCAGCAAACCCACAGGAAAACGAGAAGAGUCUUCUGAGCGGCGUCAGCGACCCCAACCAGCCAUAUGGAGCGUCCAACAACGACGCUUCUCUGUACAGCUACCCCAUGGGAAUGGAACCGGGACACUCGCACGAAUCACUCUUCCCAACCGAAUCCUGGGUUACCCAACUCCCAAGCGGAUUUGAGGGCAUGAUCGAGGGCUACAUGCGAAAUGUCCUGAAGCCAGAGGCGUUCCUCAUUCCAGUCCAGCCUGCAGAGCAGGGACCACCUUUCUGGAACUCAAAUAUCGACCCGACUUUAUCACAGAUAGACUCCUCUGCCUACCAAGCACCGGCUACUCCUUAUUCGUGGACAUCGGGGGCAGAGAGCCUGUCAGGCGCCUUCCAGACAGCCCCUCUAGUGCCCGAGGGCUCCCCGCGCGCCGAGCAUAGCUCUUAA